Molecule: messenger RNA, 1008 nt
Organism: Cyphellophora europaea CBS 101466
Lineage: Eukaryota; Fungi; Ascomycota; Eurotiomycetes; Chaetothyriales; Cyphellophoraceae
Exons: 3
Coding region: 1-1008 (335 amino acids)
Source: RefSeq, a predicted model, not a curated record
AUGCCGCCUUCAGCAGGACAGAUAGCGCAGAAGGGUUACAAGAAGUACAAAAGGCAGGCGCCAACCAUCGCUGUUCAAAUCUUCAGCACAGUUGCACUCUCGCUCCUACGCCUCCUCAACCACACAGAUUUAGGCACACCCGGCCGCCUCUUUAUCAUCGAGACCGUGUCAUUCUCCCAGAGCAGCCGCGAUAUCCGCCUCGACGGGACAUUCCUCAAAGCCAGAUGCGCCGCCAAAGGAGGUCGCCGGUACAACGAGUCAGCCAUCGAUCUCAACGCGACUCUCGGCAAUAUCGACGGCACCUUCGUCUGGGGUCUGACCGACUACGCCAGCUCCGCCCUCAACGUCCGCCUCGAGGGCUCCGUGCUCAAAGCCGAUCUCUACCGCAUCGGCUUUCGUGAGACCACCCCAGCGGAAUACGACCUCGACUCCAUGGUCACGAACAACGACGGCGAGCUGCAAGCCAUCAACGUGCCCGCCGUGAUCGCCGUGCCCGACGGCGAGGCCAUGGACCUGGCCCUAACGCAAUUCGGCAACAUGAUUUCAACGGCCGGCUGGCGCAUUCAGGUCGCGCAGGAGCCCAACGGCGCGACCUUGUGGUACGCCAAUGCGGGAAGCGAACACAAAGACGACGUCUUCUUCAAGACCAUGAACGCCAAAGCCACCGCGGCGUUCAUGCACGUCGUGCAAGAAAAGGGCAGGGCAAUCGAGCGGGUCAACGUUGAUGUCUUCAGCGCCAAUGCGAGCGCCGAGCUCUCCUACAUCGAUCUCGGCGACGGGCCGAUCGCGACCUACGUGGGCGCGGACGCAAAGCUCAGUUUGUUCAAGGCGGAGGCUUCGGUCUUUGACCUCGAGCUCGGCGUGGGUGUCGAGACGGGUGCCGGGAUCAAGAACGGGUCCAUUGAUGCCCAUGUUGCCGGCUGUGGUGUUACCAUCGGGAAAAGGGUGUCGAUCUCGGCCUUUGGCAGCAGUAUUGGUAUUGACUUUGGCAAGUUUUUCGAAGAUUAG